This is a messenger RNA of Suillus paluster, 1571 nucleotides long. RefSeq names its product ras-domain-containing protein. Lineage: Eukaryota; Fungi; Basidiomycota; Agaricomycetes; Boletales; Suillaceae. Gene Ontology annotation, molecular function: GTPase activity; GTP binding. The transcript is spliced from 3 exons. The coding region runs from base 80 to 1258 and encodes 392 amino acids. The record is from RefSeq and is a predicted model, not a curated record. Gene Ontology annotation, cellular component: late endosome; fungal-type vacuole membrane; phagocytic vesicle. Gene Ontology annotation, biological process: regulation of vacuole fusion, non-autophagic.
CUUGUGAGAGAACCGUUCCGAAUGCGAACCAAAUGAUUGCUCGACGAGAGAACCAGCGACGAGCAGAAAACGCACAGCGAUGCGUACAAUCAAGCUCGUCGUCAUUGGCACUUCAGGCGUAGGCAAGACCUCUCUCCGUGGUCAGUACAUAUCGGGUCGUUUCUCCACUGGCUACCGCGCAACCAUAGGCGCAGAUUUCAUCACGAAAUCCCUUCCUGACCCCAAGAACCCAACCGAAAUCAUUUCCCUUCAAAUUUGGGAUACUGCGGGUCAAGAGCGCUUCUCCUCUCUCUCAUCCGCGUUCUUCCGUGGCGCAGAUGCAGUGCUACUCAUGUUUGACGUCAGCGCACCUGAAACUAUGCACGCGCUGACCAAAUGGUGGGCAGAGUUCAAACAGCGAGUUCCUAUCAGCGACGAGGAGGUCGAUAGCUUCUGCUGCGUCAUUGUCGGCAACAAGAUGGAUCUUAUGCAGCCAGGGAUUGGGGUCACUGUGGAGGAGGCCCAAAAGUUCGUACAAGAACUUGUGCCCCUCUCAGCACCCGAACCACCACAACCUGCAGAGCGUGUGGCGGAAGAAAUCAUAGUAGAAGACCCCAUUGCAGUGGACGAUGAAGGCACCAUUGACGAACACGAACCUGAUACCGAUCCGUCCCUUCUUGCACCUUCUGCCCGAAUAGAUAUCCAGAACCGUCGCAAACUAUCAAAGUCGCGCUCCCGUUCAAGCACGCGACCUGCCAGUGCGGCCCUGUACGGCACUUUCCGCUCUGGACUCACUUCCUUUCACACCCCUUCCUCCUCCGUCUCCGACAUCUACGCAUCCGCACGCUCCUCCCCACUUCCAGGGUCCCUACCGGAGUCUCCACCAACAGUCAGGAGAAUGACCAGUCUAUCCAGCACGACGACGACAUCUUCCUCGUCAGCGGCCACUAUUACGCCGAGUCUGUUCAUGAAAGAACAACGUGCGGCUAAGCCGCCAACCCCACCACUGCCAGACGUUCCUGAUACUCCUGGAUUCUGUCUUCUAGAACCGCCAGAGUCAGGUCCGAAGCUUUUCUUUACCUCCGCAAAGACUGGGUCAGGGGUUAGCGAAGCAUUCGAGUAUAUCGCGCUGCGCGUAGUAAAGAAAUGGGAGUAUGAAGAGGCUGUGGAAGCGAGGACGUUCCACAUAAGAGAUUCAAGUGAUGGUGACACGGUGCGACUGGGGCUAGAGGAUGGCGGGAGGAAAUGGAACGCGUCAGGAGUUUGCUGUGGGCGAUAGUCGAGCAUAAGAAUCCGCUCGAAGUAUUUAUUGGUAUUUCCUUUAUUUCGGUCUUCCAUGUUCGUUCACGUUGACCGAUACCCAUUAGCUUAACCAGAUAUUUUAUCUGGAAUUUAUUGUGGACUCCUCGGGUUGAGUGAUUUGGGAGGGCAGUGUCAUGUUUCAGGUUGCAAUGGCCGCCUGGUAAAGAUAUUCUUAGACAUGGAUUUCAUCACUGUACUUUUGCACAUUUUGGAUGUCUCAGCAGAGCAAUUAUGUGUGCGGUCGACGUCGUGAGGCUGUCGACACGAAGGGAACAUACCUACUCGCCGGA